This is a messenger RNA of Zingiber officinale, 2293 nucleotides long. RefSeq lists its product as uncharacterized. The record is from RefSeq and is a predicted model, not a curated record. Bases 56 to 2143 code for a protein of 695 amino acids. The transcript is spliced from 2 exons. NCBI's taxonomy places the organism in Eukaryota, Viridiplantae, Streptophyta, Magnoliopsida, Zingiberales, Zingiberaceae.
UCCUUGCUUAGUUUCCCUGUCCGAGCAAUUCUUAGAAGAUUCGUUUUAAAUUUCUAUGGCGAAUAGUACUGCAGACUGGCAGAGUCAUACAAUACGUGUCCAAGAAGGCAUAAGCAUGGUCAUCACCUGCGCCUCCAUGCUGCUCAUCUGCCUCAACUUCCUCAUUGCGGCCACCAAGCACCGGCUUUGGCACUCCAAUUCCCCAAUCGACAAACUGCACAAGUACGUCCUUAACCAGAUACUGGAGCCGCUCAUGAACCUAGCCACCUUCUAUCUGCUCUCCAAGCCCUUGAAGAACAUCUACCUCGUCUGGGGUGUGAUCUUGAUGAUCGCCAACGGCACUCUCACUUGCAUCGCCGAUGCCUUCACCCUUUCCGACUCCAACUCCAUGAGACUCUUCUUCAUCGGGCUGCUUAGCUACAAUCUGAUCGGCUAUUGCCAGGACAUCCAAAAAGCUGAUCCCUUUUCCCACUUCGUCAUCAACCUGUGGGCGAUUUGGGGCUUGAUCAUCCUGAAGACGGUGGAGAAGUUCUUCAGCUUUUGGGCUGCCAAACGCGCGUUCGGAACAGAUAGGACCAACUUCAUAUCUGACUACAUGCGAUUUGAGCAUAAGCUGAGCACCGGCACUCCCAAUCCCGUCUCGAUGCGAGGUUAUAAAUACAUUGUGAGCGGAGAAGACAAAGUAUCAUUUGAGACAGAGGUAGCAGAUGACCGCCAGGCGCAUAUCGUCAUCGCAAACGAGUUGAGCGAUGAAGUGGUGACGGUGGAGAGGGUGUGGCACUGCAGAGGUCAGCUGCUCGGACUCAAAAUGGACCCAGAUGCGAAAUUCAAGGAUGUAUGUCUCUCCUUCGCCUUGAUGAAGCUGCUGAAAAGAAGGUUUCACGAUUACCCUACUGAGGAACUAAACCAAGUAUCCAAGAACACGACAUUGGUCUUACAGGGGCUCCUUGACUCGCAGGACAAUAACAGGGCCUUUCGGGUGAUCGUGACAGAGUUAGGGUUCUUAGAAGACAUCUUCUUUUCCCAGUAUCCUAUUAUUUUCGGUUGUGGAUUUCCGAUCUACAAUUAUCUUCUGUCUCUGUUGUUGUUGGGAGCCACCGGUUGCCUCGCCAACACAGCUUAUUCUGACACAGACGAUCUGGGAGGCAACGAUAUUGAUCUUUAUAUCACUUUUGUUCUCGUAGCCAUGAUCAUUAUCAUGGAGAUCACUGAAACAGCCACUUACUUGUUCUCCGACUGGAACAAAGUGACGUUACUGAUCAACUACGUAAAGUUUCCAUGGCUACAAAAAUCAUCUUUUAUCAACACGGCGCUUCGAUUCUUGUGCAAGAUAAAGAUCUUGCAACCUGUGCGCGAUACAAUCGGACAGUACUCGCUCCUUGAACAGUGCGGCAAGUUCUCGAUCAGAGCUAAGCUGUGCAAUAGCAGGGCAACCUGCGGCAAUGGGGUCAUGAAAUUCUGCCGUGCAUCUGUCAAAUUACCCGACGAGGCGAAGAGCAUGAUCUUGGAUCAGCUCCGUCAGUUAAGCCGAGGCCCCCUCUCCAACGGUGAGUCGUCACUGCGUCGAAAUGGGAUGGAAGAACUGGGCUGGACCUGCAAGCUUCCGGCCAGCACGCAGACGAUUCUGAUAUGGCACAUUGCCACUUGCUUCUGUGAAACAAUCAGACCAUCGAGAAGGCCUCUCGCGUCGUCGGGAAAGGAGGUCGCCACCGCUCUAUCGAAGUACUGCGCGUACCUCGUUGUCUUUGUUCCGGAUUUGCUGCCGGAUCAGGGCAACAGAGCAAAAAGAGUCUUAGACAAGGUGGUGAGUGAGAUCGACGACCUUCUGGAGGGGGCCAAAGAUGAGAGCGAAAUGUGGAAGAAGAUGAUGGAGCUUGAAUCGAGAAAAAAGGGCACGAUAGUGGAGAUGGGUGCUGAGUUGGGGAAGACGUUGGUGGAAUCCAUCAGUGAUGAGAACAAAAGAUGGAAGGUGCUGGCGGAGUUCUGGGUAGAGUACGUCCUGUACCUUGCACCGUCGGACAACGUUCAAGCUCACCGAGAAAACCUUGGUUCCGGAGGGGAGUUCAUAACCCAUCUGUGGGUUCUCCUGUAUCAUGCAGGCGUUCUUGAGCGGCCGGAGAUAGCUCCAAACACCUACCCGUGAUGGUGCGUCUGCACACUUGCGUUGUUACUCGAUCCAACAAUGACUUAGAAGAACUUCCUAAAUAAAGAAGGUACUACAUAAACUGUUUUAUAAUGUUAGUAUAGAUGAAAUAUCGAAUAAAAUUCUUGUUAUUUGAAUUUAGUUUGUUUA